AUGAUGGAAUCCUUUGAACAACCAGAUUUUGCUGGUUACAUGAGAAAACGUGGUGGAUUUAACACGCUCGCUCAUCGUCGUCGAUGGUUCGAACUCCGUGGCAAGCAUCUUUAUUAUUACAAGAAAAACACUGACAAACGUCCAACAGGAGUCAUUGUCCUUACCAAUGCCAAAGUCGAAAAAGAUUCUUCAAAAUCUCUCGGUCUCAAACUGUCAGGUCCUAAUUUAUCACGAGUUUAUGAACUUGUGUGUGAAUCCGAAUUAGAUUUCAAAAAAUGGUUCGAUGAAUUGCAACGAGCCAUUGAAUACAAACCCAAAAACGAUCGAAAAGGUCUCGAACAAGCGAAAAAUGAAUUGAAAAAUGAAAGUGCCACUUCGAAAGUGAUCAUGAGCUCGAGUUCAGUCAAGAAGGCAAGUUUGGAUGAUUUUGAUUUGAUUGCUGUGGUGGGACGAGGAUCUUUUGGUAAGGUCAUGAAAGUGAAGAGAAAGAAUACGAAUGAAGUGUAUGCCAUGAAGGUGUUGCGUAAGGAUAUGAUUGUGAAAGAGAAUAUGGUUUCUCAUACAAAAGCUGAAAAGCAAAUUCUUCAAGAAAUUAAUCAUCCAUUCAUUGUGAAACUCUUUCAUGCGUUCCAAACUGAUGAAAAACUCUAUUUGGUACUUCAAUUCCUUCCUGGAGGUGAAUUAUUCUUCCACUUGAAAGAAGAAACCAAAUUCGAUGUGGAACGUGCCAAAUUCUAUGCUGCACAAAUUGUUCUUGCCAUUGAACAUUUACACAAGAAUGAUAUUAUUUAUAGAGAUUUAAAACCUGAAAAUGUAGUUCUAGAUGCUGAUGGUUAUGUCGUUUUGACAGAUUUUGGUUUAGCCAAAACAAACAUUACCAAUGCAACACCAACGUAUACAUUUUGUGGAACUCCUGAAUAUUUGGCUCCUGAAAUUUUGAAAGGACAAGGACAUGCCAAAGCAGUGGAUUGGUGGAGUUUGGGUAUUUUACUCUAUGAAAUGAUGGUUGGAUUGCCUCCAUUCUACUCUGAAAAUAUUAAUGAAAUGUAUGAAUUGAUUUUGAAGGCACCUCUCAAGUUCCCUAAUUUUAUACCUGCAGAUGCUCAAUCCUUAUUGAGAGGAUUAUUAGAGAGAGAAGAAUUUAAACGUUUGGGAGGAGGUCCAACCGAUGCACUCGAAAUCAAGUCACAUCCAUUCUUUUCGAAUAUUGAUUGGGAUCAAUUGUAUGAGAGAAAAUUGGAACCUCCUUUCAGACCUCAACUCAAAGAUGGCGAUGAUAUCAAGUACUUUGAUGAAGAGUUUACAUCGGAGAGAGCAGUGGAUUCAUUUGCAGAGGUGAUUGAUAAGGAAGAGAAUCAAAACUUUGACGAUUUUGAUUUUUCAAGAAAUUAG
Naegleria lovaniensis is the source of this 1392-nucleotide messenger RNA. RefSeq lists its product as uncharacterized. The transcript is spliced from 3 exons. The record is from RefSeq and is a predicted model, not a curated record. Bases 1 to 1392 code for a protein of 463 amino acids. NCBI's taxonomy places the organism in Eukaryota, Heterolobosea, Eutetramitea, Acrasida, Naegleriidae. Gene Ontology annotation, biological process: protein phosphorylation. Gene Ontology annotation, molecular function: protein serine/threonine kinase activity; ATP binding.